Messenger RNA from Adineta ricciae, 228 nucleotides. The record is from the annotation of a GenBank genome assembly. NCBI's taxonomy places the organism in Eukaryota, Metazoa, Rotifera, Eurotatoria, Adinetida, Adinetidae.
AUGACUAUACGUGUUUUAAUAUGCCAAAAACAAAUACUGGAACCAGAGGAUAUCUUUGAUCAUUGCUCAUAUGGCAUAUCGAGUCUCGUCGUGUUGAAAUCAUCGUUACUGUCACGAUUAAUUGAAAUAAUACUGGUUCACAUCAGCGUCGUAUCUACUGAUUUUGUACAUACGUUAGCAGAUGAAUACGCGCUCUUCUUAUCGUUCUACAUAUACUGUCGUGAAUAA